Brassica napus (rape) is the source of this 6728-nucleotide messenger RNA. RefSeq lists its product as uncharacterized. The transcript is spliced from 2 exons. Bases 218 to 1207 code for a protein of 329 amino acids. Lineage: Eukaryota; Viridiplantae; Streptophyta; Magnoliopsida; Brassicales; Brassicaceae. The record is from RefSeq and is a predicted model, not a curated record.
GUGACCGCUUCGAUUCUCAUUGCAAGAGUUUCACGCCGUAACCGGGUUUGAAUGUGAUACUCAUAUCUCGCUUGAGGAGUUUGAAGAGUGGAAAUAUGAUGGUGGUUUCUGGAGCAAGGUUUUGAGGAGAAAAGAUGGAACAAUUACACUCUUCAACCUGUGGACUAGGGACAAGGAAGCUGUAAAGAAGUGGAGGAAUGCAGAUCGCAUACGUCUUAUGUACUUGGCGAUCAUUCUUUGUGUGGUAUUGGCGAGAGAUGAGAAGGCUAAUAUCCCCCUGAAGUACAUCGCGGUGGUCAUGGAUCUUGACAGAGUUCGAAGGUAUCCUUGGGGAGUUGCUGCUUAUGACCUUCUCUGCAAAUCAAUAGCCAAAAAUCGUUCCCAACUGAAGGAAAAUACCACUAGCUGUAUCUUGGAUGGCUUCUCAUACGCCUUGCAGAUUUGGGCAAUGGAAGCGGUACCAAAAAUUGGGAAGCUUUGUGGAAAAAAGCUGGAUAAGGGUUUCAAGGACGGUCCUAGAUGCAUAAACUGGAUGGGAGCUGCGAAGGUGUCAUAUGAGGAGAUCAUUCGCUUGGAGGAGAUUAUUACACCCAAGGAUGACAUCUACCCAUACAUCUCAUGGACAGGAAAUUAUGAUGUUGUCAAAGCUCAGGCGUUUCGCAGAGAUGAUGAUGUGGAGGAUGAUAGAAUCAAGGUUCUGAUGGAGAUGAUAAAGAAGGGGCAUGAUUUUAGUGAGCAUGUUUGGGAAACUGAAGAAAAUGAAGUGAUUUCUUUAUCUCUCGAUGAUGAAUCAGCUGUGAAUGAUGAAGCAAGCGUGAAUGUUGAAGCAGCCGAGAGUGAUGACGACUUUCAGACUCCGAAAGGAUCAAAAAACGUUGGUUCUAGAUCAAAGAGGGGUAAAAAGAGGCUUCCCGAUCGUGGUAUGGAGAAGAGAAAGCAUAAGGUUCUCGCAAGUGGCGCAAAGCAAGCUCCUUUUAAUGAAGACAUGAAGGCUUUUAUGACACAGUUGUUUGAGCACAACUUCUCUGGAAUGGAACAAAGGAUACAGAAACAGAUGGCCGAGACAUUUGAGCAGAUGCGGACAGAGCUUAAACAAUCACGUAAGGAAGCCAGCGUUGAAGUUGAGCUUGGAGAGCCUUCACCGACAAAGCCAUCGACGAGCCAGGCACCGUUGAGGAGGUCCACACGCGGGGUAAACAAACACUAGUCUUCACCAUCCUCUUCAAUGUUAUUUUGUCUUGUUUAAGUUUGUGGUUUGCGUGUCUGUUUGUUUUAUUGACAUCUAAGUUAUCGGCCUGAAUUUUGUUGUACUUUAUAAGGUCUCGGUUUGUAUGUGUGCUUGGUGUGUAAGUGUCCUUGGUUUGUAAGUGUCUUGUUUGAACUUAUGUAAUGGUCUGAAACUUUUAUGUAAAAUAAUUAUGUAAUGAUAAUGUAUUUUGGUGUCUCAAUUAUUGCUUAUUUGUCGUGACAUAACAGGAUGGUUCCGAGACUACAUUCGAUGUGAAUUAUAGUGAAGCAGAUGAUAUGGGUCGCGGGAUAGGUACGCAAAGGGUUGAAGGGCUUUCUCAGACGUCGUAUGUGCCAGGCUUUGAUCCAUCUCAGGACAAAAAAGAAGAAGAUUGGUGGACUCCAAUGACUUCGGUCCGAGGUUCAGUGGAUAAUCCAGUAAAGAAAGAAUAGACAGAGAUGAAUACAGCUUCACCGCCGUCACAGUGGGAGAAAUGGUGCAAAAGAAAGGGUCAUGGACUUCAGCUUAGAGAUUCACCAUUGCCAAAAGAUGCUUCUCCGCAGGCGUCACUUUAUUAUAUCUCCGAAGAGUCAUGUAAAGGAUUCACGGAGUGGGCAUUAAAGCCUAUACCUUUAACAAUUGGUCCUACAUGCUUUAAUUUGGCUGUAGCUACAAGAGUAGUAAGUGCUGGAAAAUGGCUUGGAAACAAGGUAAUGAAUCUUGUACUAACCUUUAGUGAAUUUAUCUUCCUAAUACUUCGUAUAUGCUAUAUUACUUAACUUUCAUUGUAAAUUUUUAGGAGAUGGGUGCGGUUAUGUUUAUAUGGCGUGUGAACACUACAUUGAAUCGUUGGGCCCCUCGCCGUGUUGCUUUCAUGAGUGCUAUGUUUUGCCUCCAAGUAGACGCUGCAUACAAGAAGUUUUUACCAAACAAAAAAGCCUAUCAAUUGCCUGAUUUCCUUCUUGGGUACGGCAGAGGAGAGCUUCCAUCUCAUGGGCAGACUGAUCUAGUUUGGGGUGUUGAUGUUGAUCGACUCUACUUUCCUCUGUUUGUAAAUGGUAACCAUUCAGUUCUUUUUACAUCCUAGUAUACAUUUCUUCGUUUACAUAUUUUUGUGGACUCGAACGCAGGUAAUCACUGGGUUGGUGUCUGUGUAAACAUCAUUGAAAGAAAAGUGGAAGUCUUUGAUUGCGGUCGGGGAAAGAACAGACAGUACGUUGAGAAGUUUGCUGCUAUCAUUCCUAGGAUAGUGAAGUCCGUUGCACCACAAGAAAGACAGAAGCAGCUACUCCUCUCAUCAUAUUCUAUCGUGGAUGUGCCUAUGAAGUUGAGAUUGAACAAAAGUUGUUGUGAUUGCGGUGCAUACGCUCUGAAGCACUUGGAAUGCUCGCUGCUUGGUCUUGACGUCAGUUUAAUGGAUGAUGAAAUCAUUAUGGGUUGUAGACAGAAGAUUGGAGUGGACUUAUGGGAGGCUGCACACGACCCCAUCUUUGCUGAGGUUAUGACACGAUAUGUGCCUUCACCAUGGGAGAGGUCUGAGGUCUUUGACCUCGAGGAUGAUUGAUUAACUGUGAUUUUAGUAGUUUGGUUUGUUAGAAUUAGAAAACAACUUUGGCUUUGGUAUUUGAUUUGAAUUAAGAAACAACUCUAGAUUUGAUUUUGUAUAAAUUAUGAAACAACCCUAUAAAGAAUUGUGUGCUACAAAAUCAUAAAACCAGAGGACCCAAACCCUAAACAAACCCUUAACUAAAACCAUAACCAUAGACAUACCCUAACCAAACCCUAAAACCAUAAUACAAUAAUGAUUUUUAAUCAUACCCUAAACAAACCCUAAAUCCGUAAUUCGUAGUCAAACCCUUAACCCUAAAGAAACUCUAAAACCAUAACCGUAGACAUACUCUAACCAAACCCUUAACUAAAACCAAAGUACAAAUUAAUCCAACGCCUCAAACACACACCUAUUUAUUGAUUAUUUUUGUACAUUGGUCACUAUCUAAGUACGUCCGUCCACUAUGUUUGAUAGAUGUUUAAACACUAAUUUAGAGGGUUCAAAGACAAAGUUCUUGUGGUGUUAUCGAUAAAUUUAGUGACUUUUUUCUGCUCUGCCUUAGCUAGAAUACGCGUUAUGGGAGUAUGAAACGACGUAGUUUUGGUUAUUUUUUUGACCUAAUCUCUUUUCUUCCUCAUUCUUCCUCGACAGAGAGAUUGCAGCGGCGAAAAGUUGGAGAUCGACUCCCUCAUGUCUUCAGUAAAUUCUUCAUCCACUACAAGAGAUCACCUCGCGAAACAACGGGGAAUUCCCACAAGAUGCAAUUGCGGUGAGGCAGUGAAUCGUUUCACUUCAAAAACAAUUCAAAAUCCGGGAAGAUUAUUUCAUUGUUGUCCUUUGGGAUCUCAGAAGGUUAGUCGUGUUAUCAUAUAACUGUCUCCUUGUUGUCCGAUGAGAGUAGAAUUAGUCAAUCUAAUUGUGUAUUGGAUGUUACUGAUGAAGGACAAAACCCACUUGUUAAAAUGGACUGACAAGUCAGUUGUUGAGGAGAUUGAAGACUUCCAAGACCUGUUUGACGUGUUACUCGUUGACAAUUCCGAGUUUCAGAAAUCAGUGAGAGCUGGUGAAGCCAUGAUGACACGCCAUGAGAGUAGAAUUCAAGAGAUGGAAGAUGCAAUGUGCCAUUGCGAAGAGAAGACCUCGGAAUGCAUUAGGGAACUAAGGAGCAUAAAAGCUUUGUUUGUGUGUUGUUUGGUGAUGGUCUUCUUGUACCAUAUCUAUGCAUGAUGUUCAACAAAGGCAGCGACUUCGCGCACAACUACUUUUAUGUGCUUCCUCAACUUGUUGUUUCUUUUUUCAAAGAAGUUAAGACCAUGUUUCUUGUUAUUUCGAGGUGAUCAUCAUCUACUGAAACGAAUUAUUUUGCAAAUACUUUGGUUGUUACUAGAAUAAAUCGAUUUGUCUCUAUAGUUUAGCAAAUACCAAAUUGUCAAAUAGGUUCUUAAACAGAAGAUCAAAUAGUUUCAAAAGCAAUAAGAAAAAAAACAGAGACAGAUGCAGACACAUAACAAACUAGAUGGGUAAAUCGCAUGUUCCUCUCUUGUGUCCUUCAGUUCCACAACGGCUGCACUUAUGCUUUUUAUUCUUCCUUGAUCCUUGAGAAGAUGCGAUCUUGUCUUCUACUGAUUCAUACCUUCUCUUUACUGGUCGACCAGCACUCUUUCUUGUCUUUGGUGGUAAAACCUUUGCAAGUUUAACCUCAGCAGGGACAUUCCAUUCAGACUCUAGAACUGCUAUUGGAUUAAUGGAAUCUGCAUAGGCGGUUCUCCACGCUGCAGUGCUGUAUAAGGCGUCAGUGAAUCUGUGCACUUCCAUACCUGUCAAUCUCAAAAAAAACUUGAUCAAUAUGAAGUCUAUAUGAUGAAAAUCCCGAAAAUAAAUAAUUCUCAAGUAUUCAUGUGUUUAUACUUCCAUACCUCGUGAAUAAAUUGCAGGAAUGGCGUGUCGGCAAGGAAUUUUUCCUAUAUCAUACUUACCACAUGUGCAUGUUCUUCUUUCCAAAUCAACAUGACAAUCAUAUAUGUCUCCUUUUACAACCGAUCUGAAGUUGUCAACCUUGUAAACCUGGAAUCCUUUUGCCUUCACAAUUCUCCUAUCAAUCUUUCUCUCCACCUUAGCGGUUAAAGGAUCUAGAUGCUUUGAGCUUAACAAGCGACGCUCAUAGAACCAUCGAGUCAACAGUUCUCUUAUACUAUCAAGCAAAGGAAUAACCGGAUAUUCUCUAGGUAUUCUAAGAACUGAAUUUAUAGACUCUGCAGGGUUCGUGGUCCUAAUGUCAUACCUGGAACCAGGGAAGAGAGAACGAGCUCAUUUGCGCACAUCAGCCUCCCGUAGAUAUCUUCCAAGCUCAGGACUCAUAUCAAAAAUUUUGGUGAUACGUUCUUGAAAUUCAGUGUACCUAUAUGCCCGUGAAGCCUUUUCCACCAACGCAGUCAAUCCUUUUGUCUUGAAAAAUGAGACCACAUUGGUCAAUAAGUGAUGAAUGCAAAUUCCAUGUGCUGAUCGAGGGUAGACAGUCCCAAUAGCUUUAGAAAUAGACGCAUUUCUAUCUGAGACAAAAGCUAGAUCUUGACAAUCAGCAAUAACCACUUUCAACUGUCUGAAGAACCACCCCCAUGAAUCGUCAUUCUCUGAAUCAACAACCCCAAAUGCAAUCGGAUACAAAUUAGAGUUACCAUCUACAGCAGUAGCAACAAGAAGUGUCCCUUUGUAUUUAUUUUUCAGAAAAGUUCCGUCAACGACAAUCACCCUUCGCAUUGCAUUGUAGAAUCCUCUAACUGAUUGCCCAAAUGACAUAAAUAGAUACAUGAAUCUUCCCUUCUCAUUAGUUUCGUAGUGAGUAUGCGUACCAGGAUUUGCUUCUUUAAUCAUAUGCAAAUAUGCUGGUAUUUUAGAGUAACUGCGAUCUGGUAUACCUCUAGCAGCUGCAAUAGCAAACUCACGAGCUUCCCAAGCGUGCCAAUAAGUAAUCUCACAACUAUGCUCCAUUCUCAUAAAUUGAAUGAUGUCAUUCGGUUUUGGGCCAUCGUUUGCAUCAUCAAAUCGAUGUUGUAUCAGAGUCCCAAUUGUUCUUGCCGAUGCUGUUUUUCCGAAUUUCCUUUUCUUUGAAGGAGCACAUGAAUGUCUUCCAUCACAUUGGUUGAUCAUGAAAUAUGUAGACCCAUCUAUUCCUUCUGCACGCACAGUCCAGUUGCACAAUGCAUCCUUACAUCGAAUAUACCACCAUUUUCUCGUGGAUUUGAUAACAGUGUAAUCGAAAUUAUUCUUCAUCGCCAAAAUUUCCAUUGUUGCCUUCAGAACCCCUUUACUUGUGAAAAUUUGAUCCUUCUUCACGAAGUCUCCUCUCCAAGCUCGACCAUCCUUAUCACUGUCUCCAUUGUUUUGACAAAGUUCAAUGUUUUCACUCCUUAAAGCACCGCAACCAUCCGCAGCGACAUGAUUCGUUCUUUUAACAAAAGACUCCUUUGACGGCUUGACAAACUCUGCUCGAUUUAUCUCAGGAACUUCUUCAUCCUCAACAUUACUUGAAUCAUAAGGCUCCUUAUUCAAAUCGAUAUUGACUCGUUCCUUUUGAUUUACACCAGAAACAGAGAACAUCACACACAAGGUAGUAGACGAUUCCCUCUUUGCAUAGCCCACAAAAUUAGAUGCUUGCCGAUCAUUGGUGAUAAUAAUUGGAGGAUUCCUUUUUUGAUUCAACAACGAAUAACUGAACUCGGCAUUAAUGGCAUUAUGGUCCACCCCAUAAUCCUCACACACCAUUAUCUUGAGCUGCUUCAACGUAGUAGUAGUUGCUAAUGUUACCAUUCGACCACGCCUUUCUUUUUCUACCACGAAACUCCAGUCAUCACCGCGACUACACAUCUAUUCACCCGAUUUGACAUAGAUUAGAACCAUGUUGUAUUGAUAGAGAAAAGAGAGAUGAUUAUGUCGAUGAAGAAGAGAGAAACA